Messenger RNA from Capsella rubella, 1615 nucleotides. Its product is annotated as cytochrome P450 71B17. The transcript is spliced from 2 exons. Bases 1 to 1515 code for a protein of 504 amino acids. Gene Ontology annotation, molecular function: heme binding; oxidoreductase activity, acting on paired donors, with incorporation or reduction of molecular oxygen; monooxygenase activity. The record is from RefSeq and is a predicted model, not a curated record. NCBI's taxonomy places the organism in Eukaryota, Viridiplantae, Streptophyta, Magnoliopsida, Brassicales, Brassicaceae.
AUGUCGAUUUCUUUGUUCUGUCUUUUUCUCAUCACCUUUGUUUCGUUGAUCUUUGUAGGCAAGAAGAUCAAACGAUCUAAAUGGAAUCUUCCUCCAAGCCCUCCUAAGUUUCCGGUCAUCGGAAACUUACAUCAACUAGGAGAAUUGCCUCACAGGUCAUUUCAACGUCUAGCCGAAAGAACAGGACAUGUUAUGCUUCUUCAGUUAGGGUUUGUCCCUGUAACUGUUAUCUCAUCGAGAGAAGCAGCAGAAGAGGUGCUUAGAACUCAUGACCUAGACUGUUGUAGCAGGCCUAAGCUUCUUAGUACGAGGCUAAUCUCUCGGGGUUUUAAAGAUAUCAGUUUUGUUCAAUACGGUGAAGAGUGGAAAGAGCGGCGCAAGUUCUUGGUGCGUGAGCUUUUCGGUUUGAAAAAGGUUCGGUCUUUUGGAUAUAUUAGAGAGGAAGAAUGUAACUUCCUUGUCAAGAAACUUUCGGAAUCAGCUGUUGAUCAGUCUCUGGUUGAUUUGAGAAAACCCCUUGUCUGGCUAACUGCAAGUAUCUUGUGUAGAGUUGCAUUUGGACAGAGUUUCCAAGAGAGCGAGUUUAUCGAUAAGGAAAAGGUAAAUCAGAUAGUGUUUGAAGCCGAGGCAGCUGAGGCUAGUUUUACUUUCUCUAAUUUCUUUCCUUUUGCCGGACUUGGAUGGCUUGUUGACUGGAUCUCCGGGCAACACAAGAGGCUCAAAGAUGUCUUGUUCAAGCUAGAUGUUCUGUUUCAACAUGUGAUUGAUGAUCAUUUGAAACCUGGACGAUCAAAAGAUAGUAAAGAUGUCGUUGAUUUAAUGUUGGAUGUGAUGCAUAAACAAGGCAAAGAUGAUGAUGAUUCCUUGAAGCUCACGAUAGAUCAUAUUAAGGCACUUCUCACGAAUAUAUUUAUCGCAGGGAUUGACACAGGAGCUAUUACCAUGACAUGGGCAAUGACAGAGCUCGUUAGGAACCCGGAAGUGAUGAAGAAAGUUCAAGGUGAGAUCAGAGAACGUCUUGGCAACAAUAAGGAGAGAAUCACCGAAGAAGAUAUUAAUAAAGUUUCUUUCUUGAACUUGGUGAUCAAGGAAACAUUCAGGUUACACCCAGCAGCUCCUCUUCUACUCCCAAGGGAAACAAUGGCUCACGUCAAGGUUCAAGGCUAUGAUAUUCCUCCAAAGAGAAGGAUCUUGAUCAACGCUUGGGCCAUAGGUAGAGAUCCAAAGUACUGGACAAACCCGGAAGAGUUUAACCCGGAUAGGUUUAUCGACAGCCCUGUGGAUUAUAGAGGCCAACAUUUUGAGCUCUUACCGUUUGGGUCUGGUCGUAGGAUAUGUCCCGGUAUAUCAAUGGGGAUAGCUACUGUGGAAUUGGGACUCUUGAACUUACUUUACUUCUUUGAUUGGAGAGCACCUGAUGGGAUGACACAUAAAGACAUCGAUACAGAAGAAGCUGGUACACUUACUGUUGUCAAGAAAGUACCUCUCAAUCUCGUCCCAGUUCGAGUUCAGUGAUUGCAUCAAACACCAAACUUUGAAGAUGUUUUUUGAUAUAAGAAAAAUAUCAUGCAAAUCUUGUAUUUUUUGUAUUGUAUACGAUUUGCUAAUUAUGCAC